Arabidopsis lyrata subsp. lyrata is the source of this 339-nucleotide messenger RNA. Its product is annotated as thiosulfate sulfurtransferase 18-like. The transcript is spliced from 3 exons. Gene Ontology annotation, molecular function: catalytic activity. The record is from RefSeq and is a predicted model, not a curated record. Bases 1 to 252 code for a protein of 83 amino acids. Lineage: Eukaryota; Viridiplantae; Streptophyta; Magnoliopsida; Brassicales; Brassicaceae.
AUGGAAAGCCUUGUGAUCUCUACUCUAGGUAGAGCGAAGAAUCAAGACUUCUUAGAGCAAGUCUCUUCUCUUCUCGACCAAGCUGAUGAUAUCCUUGUGGGUUGUCAGAGUGGAGCCAGAUCCUUAAAAGCCACAACUGAACUUGUUGCCGCAGGUUACAAGAAAGUGAGAAACAUGGGAGGUGGCUACUUGGCCUGGGUGGAUCACAGCUUUCCCAUCAACGAGGAGGAGGAGGAGCCAUCUGCAAACUAAUCAUAUUAAGAUUCUCAUCCUUCUUGUCGAAUAAUAUAAUUGCCAGUGUGAUGUAAUAAAUCAUUUUCUAUUUAGAAUUGCGGUAUC